Nothobranchius furzeri (turquoise killifish) is the source of this 6996-nucleotide messenger RNA. The record is from RefSeq and is a predicted model, not a curated record. NCBI's taxonomy places the organism in Eukaryota, Metazoa, Chordata, Actinopteri, Cyprinodontiformes, Nothobranchiidae.
UAGUUGAUUUUAACCAAAUCACAGUAUCUUUGUUAAACUUACUCAUUUUCUCUUCCAUCUUUUGUACGAUUGAUGAAAGAGGCUCACUGUGGAUCCUCUGAUGUUUUUCCAGAGUCUGCGGUGCCAUUGUGACUGAACUAAACCCUUCUUUCUCACAGUUAUGGUUUGUCACUUUAUUUCAUGCGUUCCUGAGUCAUAAAAAGGCCUUGAAAGCUUCUACAACAGUGGACUGACAAAGUAUUUACAUGCUUUGUGAAAUAAUGGGAUAUUUUGUCUCUUUCAGCACAUGAAUGGAUAUCCCCACCCCAAAAGGGAAUAAAAUGAGGACACAAUGUUUUAGAAGUCCCAAAUUGCUUCUAAAUAACGUUUUCACCAAAACACCCAACAUAUUUGCACAUGUUGAUUAGUCUGUUGGCUAUCAAAUCUCUUGAGAUGCUCUAAAUAAACACAGACCUGGUGCUUAUUGUCCAGCGGAACACGACAGGCUUACCUCUGCUUUAGAAAGCAUUCAAUAAAUCAACAUGUUGGAGGCUAAUCUUCAUGUUUCUUAGACUUUAAAACUGUGAAUUCACAACACAUAAAAAAACUCAUCGCCGCAAUAUCAGUGAGCUCUAUAUUAAUAUUACUAGGGAAACUGGGAAGCUGUGAUGUUUCCAGCUGAGAUCCACAUAUAAUCUACAAGCUGAUGAUUUAUUUAGCCAAUAGGAUGAACCCUGAUUUCCCUUGAUGCUCACACCCAGUUUAGAUGAUGCUGGCUGAAGCAGAUGGAUGGAGAGUGUCAUGCUGACAGAAGAAAAUGUAAUCUUUGAUUGUUUAUUGCAAGUGAAAUUGACAUUACAUUCCAUGUGCCAAGAGCCAGCUUCUGUAGCCAAGAAUCAGAGCGCCAAGGUCCCCGCCCUCGACUACCACCUGCCACACACUGCACCCGACCCCUUUGGCCCCUCCCACGAGUGGUGAGCCCAUGGAAAGGGGGACCCAUGUUUCCUCUUCGAGCUGUGCCCGGCCGGGCUCCAUAUGCGAUAGCCCAACAUGUCCUACUUCCAGACCUGGCUUCAGAUGGGCGCCACGGUGAUCCGCGUCCGGGCGAGAGAACACGGUUUCCAUUUAUAUUAUUCAUCAUAAGAGGUCUUUGGGCUGCUCUUUGUCUGAUCCCUCACCUAGGACCUGUUCGCCAUGAGUGAUCAGGCAUAAAGCCUCAGACAACUUAGCUCCUAAGUCUUGUCUUGUCAAGGUCUUGUUCACAAGUGAGGGAAAGCUGGAGUGCGAGAUUAUUACGUUCCUCAGCUCGUUUAGGAGUGAUGUGGUGCAGGGAGUAAUAAAAAAGAGUGCGUGGUUAAUAAUAACAAAGUCAAGUGUCGCUGAACAACGGAUUUUAUUAAAAAAUAAUGGACUAAAAGAUAUUUACAGUAGAACGAAAGACUAAAUAUGUACACACGAAAACAAAAGGAGCUAUGUGCAAACGAAAUGGGUUUCAACAGAACGUGCCAGCCCAUAAGGGGCUGGGAAUAUUAAUCCUAUCACCACCAUCUUGGCCUUGUCACGUCUUGUCACACCCAGACAAUCCAAAACUGCAAAAAGAGGUGGAGCUUAGAGUGGAAACUGUGAGGGUGGGAGCAAAUGAACCAAUGUAGCUACUAGUUAACUGAGCUAUCCCCUGAAGCUAAGACAGAGCCAGGAGUAAAUAUUGACUGUUCAGCUGCCCCGUCUCCCAGAGUCAAGUCAUGCUGGUCACCUGUGGAGCUCUUAUAUGGACUGUUGAAAUACAAGCAGAGCUACAGACAACUGCAAUUGAAUAUGGGGGUUCCUAAGGAGCAGGCACAGCUGUCGCUGAUUCCCCAAUCAUCCGUCAGGGAUUUAAGGAGCUGUGGGACACCUACACCUCCCUGGAAGAUUACUCACGUUGGGUUCUGUCAUCGCCUCUUGUGCCUCUUCAAAACCUGCUGGAUUUCAGUAGCUUCUACAUCACACCUCUAGCUCCUCCUGACCUCCCACCUGUCCUCCCCCAGUGUCCUCGACCUCUUGGAUUCCCUCGCCCAGACCUGACCAAAGCUCCUUCUCUGGCCUCUAUUUAAUUUCUGGCCUCGUAAGACUUCGUCCUCAGCCCUUCAUUCUCAACCUCCAUAAGAGAUUAACUUAUACUACUAUGCUUCCAAAUGACUCUCACCGUGUCCUCUUCAUUUCUGCAAGAAUUAUCAUUGUUUAACCAGUUAUUACUACACUCAACAAAAACAUAAAUGCAUCACCUUUGUUUCUGCUCCGAUUUUUCAUGAGAUGGACUUAAAGAUCUAAAAUUCAUUCCAGAUACACGAUAUUACCAUUUCUCUCAAACAUUGUUCACAAAUCAGUCUAAAUGUGUGAUAGUGAGCACCUGUGCUUUGCUGAGAUGAUCCAUCCCACCUCACAGGUGUGCCACAUCAAGAUGCUGAUCUGACAUCAUGAGUAGUGCACAGGUGUACCUUAUACUGCCCACAAUAAAAGGCCACCCUGGAAUAUGUAGUUUUUUUGCUUUAAAGGGGGUCUGGGGACUCAGAACCGGUCAGUAUCUGGUGUGACCACCAUUUGCCUCAUGCAGUGCAACACAUCUUCUUUGCAUAGAGUUCAUCAGAUUGUCAAUUGUGGCCUGUGGAAUGUUGGUCCACUCCUCUUCAAUGGCUGUGCGAAGUUGUUGAGUAUUAGUGGGGACUGGUACAUGCUGUCGUAUACCCCGGUCAAGCACAUCCGAAACAUGCUCAACGGGUGACAUGUCCGGUGAGUAUGCUGGCCAUGCAAGAACUGGGACAUUUUCAGCUUCCAAGAAUUGUGUACAGAUCCUUGCAACAUGGGGCCGUGCAUUAUCUUGCUGAAACAUGAGGCAAUGUUCAUGGAUGUACGGCACAACAAUGGGCCUCAGGAUCUCAUCACCGUAUCUCUGUGCAUUCAAAAUGCCAUCAAUAAAAUGCACCUGUGUUCUUCGUCCAUAACAGAUGCCUGCCCAUACCAUAACCCCACCACCACCAUGGGCCACUCGAUCCACAACAUUGACACCAGCAAAGCGCUCACCCACACAACGCCACACUCGCUGUCUGCCAUUUGCCCUGAACAAUGUAAACCGAGAUUCAUCCGUGAAGAGAACACCUCUCCAACGUGCCAGACGCCAUCGAAUGUGAGCAUUUGCCCACUCAAGUCUGUUACGGCAACGAGCUGGAGUCAAGUCAAGAUCCUGAUGAGGACGACGAGCAUGCAGUUGAGCUUCCCUGAGACGGUUUCUGGCAGUUUGUGCAGAAAUUGUUUGGUUAUGCAAACCAAUUGUUUCAGUGGCUGUUUGAGUGGCUGGUCUCAGACGAUCUUGGAGGUGAACCUGCUGGACGUGGAGAUCCUGGGCUGGUGUGGUUACACGUCGUCUGUGGUUGUGAGGCCGGUUGGAUGUACUGCUAUAUUCUCUGAAACGCCUUUGGAGAUGGAAAUGAACAUUCAAUGCACGAGCAACAGAUCUCCUUGACAUUCCUGCUGUCAGCAUGCCAGUUGCACGCUCCCUCAAUGCUUGUGGCAUCUUUGACAUUUUGCUGUGAGACACAACUGCACAUUACAGGGUGGCCUUUUAUUGUGGGCAGUAUAAGGUACACCUGUGCACUACUCAUGAUGUCGGAUCAGCAUCUUGAUGUGGCACACCUGUGAGGUGGGAUGGAUUAUCUCAGCAAAGCAGAAGUGCUCACUAUCACACAUUUAGACUGAUUUGUGAACAAUGUUUGAGAGAAAUGUAAUAUUGUGUAUCUGGAAUGAAUUUUAGAUCUUUAAGUCCAUCUCAUGAAAAAUCGGAGCAGAAACAAAGGUGUUGCGUUUAUAUUUUUGUUGAGUGUAACUUAGCUGCAUUCCCAGACAAUAACUCCAAAACUUCUCAUGCACAGAGGUUAUGUACAGCAGGAUGAGAAACGUUCAGAGGACAGUUUGAUGGAUUAGUUAUGUUAGUUAUGAUGAUUAGUUAUGUUUUGGAGGGGAAUCGGUGGUUCAUCCAGUAUUGUACAUUUCAGAGGCAAUCUUUUCUUUAUUUUUUCUGUUUUGACAAAUCCUUUGAUUUAUUGGUUGCCAUUGGUAUGUAAACUGUAUUUUAAACAAUAUAGCAAACAUGCUCCACAAAUCUCAGACGGUACCUGGUACGGUGGUGUAAUUUUAAAUGGCCAAGUCUUUGUUCACCUCUUGUUUUGGCUUGAUUGUUUACUUGUGGUUUUAUUCUUUUCUGUGUGUGUUUUUUAACCUUUUCUUGGAUUUCUUUUCUGUGGUAUGGUUCUUGUUGUGUCUGAGCUUUUUGCAGUGCUACGGUUAAAGGUGCAUUAUGUAGAAACAAAGUAAAAAUUACAUCUUGUGAUCAAAUUUGGUUACUGCGACCAUUUUAAACAACUGGAGGUUUUUACCGACCAUCAUUAAAUUACAAGUGUUGGUGCUGCAGUAGCUCACAGGAGACACGGCACACCCACACUCACUGAUGGUGAACAGUAGUUACAUCCCUCCUUCCUUUAUUUUGAAAGGAGAAAAACUGACAACCCCCGCAGCCAGCUGGAUAUGAAAUAAGUUUCAAUAUAACCUUCCUUCCAAAAUGACUGAAACAUUAGACUUUUUGGGAUUUUCUCACUUUAAAAGUCUCAUUAUAUUCUUACAUACUGCACCUUUAAAUGUCAUGCUAUUCUUAAAUUGUGCUAUGCAAAUAAGCUGGUAUGGUAUAAUACCUUUAAGAAGAGCCUUUUUUUUCUGUUCACAUGAGUUUAAAAUGAGUGGUGCACAUACUGUAUGUUGAUCCAAAAAACAGAGUCGAAACAACAUUUAAACAUCAGCCCACUCUUAGAUCUAGUGAAGCACCACAUUAGCUCCCCAUGGCUGAUCAUCAUGUUGGAUGGAGGGCUGAAGAGCACCAACCAGCCGUAGAGUUAUUGAUCUGAAAACUCACCUGGUGUGAUGACAUGUUGUGAUCAGUGGAUGUUGAUGCAGCUAGCACAAACAAAACCCAAAAUAAAGACUUUUCCACCCAAAAUGUAGAUGGAAUUCAACCCAGUCAACCUAGUUAUAACAUUAUUUUUGGUACUCAUCACAAAAAAAUCCUACUGUGCUUGACACCAUUUCCAAGUUGCAUUGUUCUGAAUUGAUCUUAGUGUGCAUCAGGAAGCACGCUCCAGUUUUUCAGAGAUAAUUUCCACCUGGCUUGGAUAGGAUAUUAGAUUUAACUGUGCAGACGAGAUAAAAGACCAUGUGGACAAAUAUAAAUAUUCAGGCCUCAGCAUACACACCAAACCCAAAAUGUUAUCAAAACCUGGAGAAAUAUCAAAACCAUGACCCUGAUGUGAAUACUAAUCUGUGCAUUGCCAUGGAGGAAGGGAACACUGAUUUGUGCAGAUUUGAAUCAUAUGUUUUAUGGUGUUAAUUAGUGAACACAUUUUAUUUUGAAAGAAAGAUCAGUGACAUUCACUGGAGAAAUGAUUUCCACACAAUGGACCUUUGUGCUCCAAAAGAGGGAAAAAACAUGUCAAGUGGGUAUAAAGGGAACAUCUCAUCCACAGCUUGAUCAUUUAAACCUUAUUCACAGUUAUUUCCUGUCGUUGAGGUCAUAUGAAAGAUUUCCAGGUAAGAAUGUGUUGAGUACCGUAUUACCUAACUAUUGCACUCACAGAAGCUAACUAAUGAGCAAGAGAUGGACAAAAAUAUAUUCAAAUGUUCAAAAAGAGGAUAGGCUUAUAUAGAAAAUAAUGAUUUACAAUGUUAAUGGUCAGUUCCCCUUUGUGCAUGACUACGUUUUUCAAACGUGAACAUUUUCCUUUUGUAUCCAAGCCCCCAGAUGCCCACUUCUGUGGUUUCUGAUUUCCUUCUUUUCAUCCUUUCUUUGCAGUUUUGCCCAUAAACUUCUUUGCAAUCUGGCCACCUUCAUGCAGACGCUAUAGAUUAAAGGUCUUGUGCAUAUUCUCUAUGGAUGAAGACAUAUGCCUGCAUGAGGAACGUCUGAGCGCUGCUCUCUUUUUCAUCUCUACUGACUGGUUACGAGCAGCAGUAAAUCUGCAGGCUGGGUGAGAUCAGAGACCUGUCCAUAGCUGGAAAUGAAAGCCUCGUGUUAAUCCUGCGAGUCAAAUCUCCUGCCUCUAUGACAAAAACCAGUGAGGCAAAGGAAAAAGCAAAUAUUUAUUUUAUCCCUGUGGAUGUAAAGUGAGAGCAGGAUAUGUUAAAGGAAACUAGUUUCUUCUCUUCCUGUGUGGAUUAGAUCACAAGACGUCUGCAGCUUCAUUUGUGGCUCUCGUUAUUCAUUAAUAUGUUGGAAGUGCCCAUCACACCUGAUGCGAGAGGACACAAAGAGCCAUGCUGCUGCUAUUGACACAUGAUUGUCAGAGGAAAUGUAGAAAACAACGGCGCUAUCUGUUCAUCACAAUAAGAGAUUGAUCUUAGAAAGUCAUCAUUGCUGUGUGUUUGCAGAACCUGCUGUUCAGGAUGGUUGAGCAUAGACAGAUGAAGCUGAAACCCUUUCACAACUCUGCUGACCUUUAAGUGCAACAAACAAAGGAUGUUUCUUUAUUCUCGGGACUAGAAUGUACAUACUUACCUUACAUCUUGGCUUCUGACAGGGCCUUAAGUGUGACAUUAAUGAUGUCACAAAUAUGCAACAUGAUGUGCAAGUACAGGUGAAACUGGAAAAAUGAGAAUAUGGUGAAAAAGUCAAUUUAUUUCAGUAAUUCAACUUAGGCCCAGUCCCAACACUCACAAUUUCACCCUUGCACCCUUUGAUUGCGCGUUCCCAUCCUUUCGCACCCUUUAUCCGCACUUCGCCGAAGUCCGCAUUAAUGCCCAAAACUUACGAGUAUUUGAUGACAGAAAAAAAUAUUAUUUCACACAAAGAUGGAUUGUUUGCUUUCUGGUCUAUGUUUGGUCUGGUCUGGUUUAUGUUAAAUAAACAAAUAAAUAAUAAUGAAAUGCAUAAUUAAGUGUUAAAUGCUCAUGUCUUGACAUUGCAGAUUAGAAUUAAUGAAAUCCCUGAAAAGCACUUUU